ACAACUUUACUUCAAAAGCAGCCUAUAUAAAAGCCAAAUCCCAACUCUCAAAACCAUCUCUCUCUCUCCAAAGAGAAACAACAAAAUGGAUUUACAGACAAAACCAUCUUCGCCGGAGCUAAACCUGGACAACCUUAAAGCCCUCAAAGUCCUAGGCCAAGGCGCCAUGGGCACAGUGUUCCUGGUACACGACCGGGCAGCCGACCCUUCUGCCCGCUGCCCGUUCGCCCUCAAAGUCGUCGAGAAGUCCUCUUUCCAAACAAAGCUCGACGCGGAGCGACGCGCGCGUUGGGAAAUCCAAGUCCUGACCCGACUCUCCGAUCCGGCUCCGACCCACUCAUUCCUCCCGACCCUAAUGGGCCACCUCGACUCCGCUGAGUUCUUAGCUUGGGCCGUACCGUACUGUCCGGGUGGCGAUCUCAACGUGCUCCGGUACCGCCAAAACGACCGCGUUUUCUCCCCAGCUGUGAUUCGGUUCUACUUGGCCGAAAUCCUCUGCGCUCUCGACCACCUACACUCCAUGGGGAUCGUGUACCGUGACCUGAAACCCGAAAACGUUCUCAUUCAAAACUCGGGUCACGUGACUCUCACGGACUUCGAUCUUUCUCGCACUCUAACCAAAACCGCCAAAACUAUCAUAACCGUCGUCGAGGAACCAAAACACCGCAGAAACCUCUCACGUUGGAUCGACAACAACAAAAGAUGCAGCAACAACAAUGGUAUUUGUAGUGGCGGUCAUAACAGCAAACAAAAGGGGUUGAAGAAGGCCAAGUCAGCACGAGUCAGCCCAGUGAGUCGACGCAAGCUGAGUUUCUCGAACGGCGAACGAUCCAACUCGUUUGUCGGGACAGAGGAAUACGUGGCACCCGAGGUCGUACGAGGUGACGGGCACGAGUUCGCCGUGGACUGGUGGGCCCUGGGUGUACUAACCUACGAGAUGCUCUACGGUACGACGCCGUUUAAGGGCAAGAACCGUAAGGAAACGUUUCGGAACGUUUUGGUCAAAGAGCCUCCGUUUAUUGGGAAACCAACGGCUCUAACGGAUUUGAUCGGACGGUUGCUGAUCAAGGACCCCACUAGGAGAUUGGGGUAUUUUAAGGGUGCAAGUGAGAUCAAGGACCACGUGUUCUUUCGUGGGGUCAGGUGGGACCUACUAAUGGAGGUCUCACGUCCUCCGUUUAUUCCGUCCAGAGACGAACCUGAUUUAACUGAGAAAGUAACAGCCGGAUUUGAUAUAAGGGAGUACUUUCAAAAAUUAAGAUCACCGCCGUCAUUGCCGCCUUCUCCGUUACCGUCACCGUCAUCGGAACAUCACAGAAACCUUUCGUUAGCCGAGUUCUGAUGCACACGUGUGGGGAGCUCGCACGUGUAAGAGUUAUUUCUUUUUUUCUUUUUUAAUUUUUUUCCUCUGUAUUAAUUUGUCUGUAUAUAAAAUAACAGUAGAACGUGAAAAACGGCAUUAGUGAAGAUUAGUUGUCGCUAAGCUAUGAUUAGUGUUAGAGAGUUGUACUAUACAGUUGUUUAUACUUUUUUUUUUUUUUUUGGGGGAGAUGCUUUUUGGCGCGUACUUUCACGCCCUACUGAUUGCAAGAAACGUAGGAAAUAUAUAGUAACAUUUUUCCUUGAAGGUACAGUAUUA
Quercus lobata is the source of this 1639-nucleotide messenger RNA. RefSeq names its product serine/threonine-protein kinase UCN-like. The record is from RefSeq and is a predicted model, not a curated record. Gene Ontology annotation, biological process: protein phosphorylation. Gene Ontology annotation, molecular function: ATP binding; protein kinase activity. The transcript has a single exon. Lineage: Eukaryota; Viridiplantae; Streptophyta; Magnoliopsida; Fagales; Fagaceae. Bases 86 to 1342 code for a protein of 418 amino acids.